Magnolia sinica is the source of this 2392-nucleotide messenger RNA. Its product is annotated as protein NRT1/ PTR FAMILY 5.6-like. Gene Ontology annotation, molecular function: transmembrane transporter activity. Gene Ontology annotation, cellular component: membrane. Gene Ontology annotation, biological process: transmembrane transport. The transcript has 8 exons. NCBI's taxonomy places the organism in Eukaryota, Viridiplantae, Streptophyta, Magnoliopsida, Magnoliales, Magnoliaceae. The record is from RefSeq and is a predicted model, not a curated record. The coding region runs from base 404 to 2236 and encodes 610 amino acids.
AAUCGAACGAAACCAUCUUUUGCUAAAAAACUCCCACAAAGGUAAGGGGUUGAGGAAAAUGUUUAGGUGUUUGCUUCUUUCCCCUACGCUGACCCAGACUAUUCAACUAGAAGCCUCCUUUGUAGAUGAACCAUGGCUACAAUAUUGAUCGCUUAGAGAUCUCACCAUCAGACCCAGGCGAGUUAGAGACAACAGUCAAGUGAGUCAAUUGAAAGGUUGGGACCAGACAAUUGAGGAGGCCUUUGCUCAUACUUCAUUCAUGGUGGGGCCGAAUAGACCGACUGUUGGGAUCAGUACUGAAACACGGGCUACAUUUUUAUUAUAGAAAACUCGACCAUAUUGUGAAUCAUCUUUGGUCCGUGGUCUACAGUUGGUACUCCGUUACUUCUUUAGUCCAUUGAAGAUGCCUAGCAAGAUGAGGAACUAUCUUCAAGCAUGGAAACCUACCAUCUUCGCUGCAGGUCUAAUAUUCAGUGAUGCCAUUGUUGGCAAUGCAAUCAUGGGAAACUUGAUGUUUAUCCUAAGAAGAGGUUUGGGGAAGAAUAUGGCACGCAAUGCAAUAGUCUUCGCUAUUCAAAUGAGCUUCACAUCUUUAAUGGCGAUUGCUGGGAGCUUUGUCGCUGAUGCUUAUUUUGGCAAGUACCGGAUGAUCAUGAUAUCCACCAUCAUCUAUAUCAUUGCACUAGUCAUUAUAUCUUGUUUAAUAUGGAUAGCAGCAGCAUAUUCUGUCUACGUCGCGUGUCUUCUAAUGGCAACUGGCCAAGGUUGUUUUCAAUCGUUGCUUGAAAAUUACGGAGAAGACCAGAUAAAUGCUUACUACGAAGGGAAGAAUAUAGCGAAGGUCCUUCACCAGAUCUGGUGGUGGACGUCUUCGUUUUUGGGCAUGGCAGUGGGCUCCAUCAUACUUCUUUGUGCAGAGGAAUAUGGGUGGAGAUAUUCUUGUUGGGUAAUUGUAGGAGUGAUGGUUGUUGCUUUUAUUUUGUUUUGGUGUGGCAAGUCCUCCUACGACCUCAAAUAUGAUAAGUCACCCAAAAGCCCCCUCACACGUGUGAUUCGUGUCUUUGUGGCUGCUACAUUGAAUAGGCAUCUUGAUUGCCCAACGGACAAAACUCAUCUCCAUGAAAAUCCUGAGGAGGAACAUAACGAUCUUUUGCCUCAUACUGAUAGCCUAAGGUGCCUAGAUAAGGCUGCCAUUCGUCCCAGCAAUCAAGAUGCGAACAAAAACACCAUUCCUCCAAGCCAACAGGAUACAGAAAAAAACCAGGAAGAAAAAAAGGAGACAGAAAAAAUCAAUUGGAGGCUAUGCAGAGUAACUGAAGUAGAAGAAAAUAAGCUUCUUUUGGGUGUGUUCCCUAUCUGGGCAACUUUAGUCAUGUGUGGGACAGUAUUAUCAAUGCAAAAAACAUUGUUCAUCGAGCAAGCAUACCACAUGGAUCGUCGAUUUGGAUCCAUAUUAAUUCCAGUCACAUCACUCUUCCUGUUGCCAGGACUAUCAAAGGCAGCAAUCUAUGCAGUUCACUUUCUACCACUUGACAGGAUAACCAUAUUAGGACAAGAACUUAUUCCCAAAUCACAGAUUGGUCUUGGGAUGUUCUCCUCAAUAUUGUGUUGCAUGACUGCUGCUCUAGUGGAGAAAAGAAGGUUGAACACUUAUAAAGGAUGCGACUUAGGCGUAAAUUGCCACUUACUCCAUCAAAUGUAUGAGGGAUUUGGAUACGGUGACAUCAGGAUGAGCAUUUUCUGGCUAUUUCCACAGUUUUUCCUGAUAGGAGCAAUGGAUGGAUUUGUCAGCUGCGGGAUCAAAGAUUUCUUCAAUGAUUACUUCCCUAGUAUGAAGAGCUUCGAGUACUCAUUCUCUCAGAGCGUGCUUGCAGCAGGAUACUUUCUCUUUGCACUUUUGGCUCUCAUAAUAAGUAAAGCAACAAGCUGGUUCGGAAAGAACAUGAAUCGUAGCCGUGCGGAUUAUUUCUAUUGGGGAUUAGGGAUACUGAGCUUUAUCAACUUGUGUAUUUAUGCUUAUAUCUCACAAAGAUUUAGUUCCGUGAAAAAAUGUAAAGAAAUUAUGGAGAAGGAACCUAACAUCGGCAACAGCAACAAAACUAGAAACGACAAUGGCAACAACAAUGACAACAGUGAGGUAACAACAUCAGCAGAAGAAAGAACACCGGCAAUAGAAAUAGCUAUUGUGAAGCAACAGGAAAUGGGUACUCAUGUCACUAGUUCUGAGCACGUCUGAGAGCAUCAUUUAUCAAGAGGCAAGGCAGGCAGCAAGAGUAGCUUAGCAUAGACUUUAUACUAGCUAGUCGCAUUUGAUAUUAAGUUCCUUCGAAUUUUCUGUAGUAUAUUCGUGUGUUUGGAAUUUGUGUAUUCAAUGUAAUUGUAAAUAAUAUAU